UUAAUUUCUUGCUUAUUUAAAAUUAAAUAACACCAUUAUAUACUGUACCUCACCUAUGUUUGUAGCCGAAAAUCAUAAUAUUGGUGAUAUUGUUUUUAUCCUUCUUAUUAUCUUUGUGUGAGGUGUGCGAGUUAAAAACAUGACCGAAAACAAUCAUUUAUCAUUGGAACCAUCGCAAAUGGAGCUGGAACAGAUCAUGCAAGAUGGAAACAAUGGAGCUGACCCACCAAUUUUAUCACCAGUACAAAUCCAACAAGAAUAUUUUGAAAAUCUGCCAGACUAUGAUUGGGUCAAGUAUGAGCUCAGCAAUCGAAAAUACUUGUUGCAGAAUAUAGCAUUUGCCUUGUUUGGGGGUCCAACCUCUGAAGGCGAUAUGUUUGAUUCAUCUUUAGAGAAUGCUCAUCUAGAAGGCUACACUUCGAGACAGAAAGAACGGGUCAUGAAUGUGUAUGAUAAAUUAUGUGAACAGAGUAAAUAUUCACAAAAUGAUGAAGACAUUUACAUGUCUGUACUAUUAAUUGUUUGUGCAAAGCCAAAGCCUGUCAAAUUUUACCAAUUGGAACCGUCCAACCAUUGGUUAGACUUGCACCAACGUACUGAUACUGAUAUUUGGUGUACUGCUGUGUUUCGAGUCAGGAAAUGUAUUCCUACAACUGUUGGAGCUAAAACAUGUAAAGUUUACGUAGACGAAAACGCAAGAGUUUAUCAGGAUUGGGAUUCGUACUUGACUAACAAUACACUGCCCAAGUGUGUUCUCAUUGCCCCACAAGACGGGGAAUAUCAAGGUGUAAUACAAGAGGGAGAGGAUACUUUUGCAGUCAAGCUAACAGUCGCACCCUCUGCAGCACUAGGCCUCACCGCAAGGGUGCUAAGUUCGGUGGACACAGCAAGCACAGUGGCUUCGAUAGGCGCGGUGGGGGUGCUCGGAGUGGCCGCCUUCACGCCUAUAGGCCCCGCGGUGCUCAUCGGAGCGACUGUAGCAACCGUCGCUACGGGGAUAUACGGCCUCGUGCGAUCCUCUCUGCAUUUACACGACAGGCGUGUGCAUGAACAGAGUAUAAGUCCAACGGACGCGGAGGCGCGCGGCAGUUGGCUGAACAUAGCGGCGUCCAGCGUGGGGCUCGCGGCCGGCGCCGCCAGCGGCCUGCUGUCCAAGUCCGCAGCCGCCGGCACCAAUAUGACCAAAACGGGGCAAGUGUUGGCCGUAUCAGUGGAAGUCCUCCGACACGCGAACUUAGUCACUGGCGGAGCCGGCGUACUCAACAGUUUGGUGCAUAUUAUACUUAAGUAUCGCAAGCACGGAGAAGCGCCAACAACGCUAGAACUGUUCCAAUUCUCAGCAGCAACACUAUUCUUCUGUCACGCUGUAGUGUCCAACCGCACCGCGCAAAACAUCAUCGAAGACGCGCAAGCGAGCACCAUCAACGAGUAUCGCUCCACUCUCAGGAGUAACAGGCACAGAAAAAUGUUUGACAAAAUCAGCGCUGAAUCCCGAAGAGUCCAAGGUGCCGUUCAAGGUAACACCGAAGUCAUACGAGGGAUCAAGAACAUCUUGAACAAGGACCAGUACUUUGCGGACGUGCUCAAAAUAAAUAAAGAUAUAAACCAGCACAAGCUGCGCAUCUCGAUGACGGCUGACGGCCAAGUGAAUUUGAACUCCAUGCAUAAGUUCAAUCCUUCAGAAUUGUAUAGUUUAGGGAAAGAGGGUAGGACGCAAUUAUUCUCUUCCCUAGGCCCGGCGUCCGUGAACACGAGUAACGCGGCCACUCGUAUAGCACCGUCCACUACAGCUGUGACAGGUUACAUCGAUAGGGAAGAAGAACCAAGAGGUAUGUUAGUAGGUAUUCACCCUGGAGAAAUUAUUAGAAUUGGUACAUUACUAGUGAGAGUUAGCGCUUCCGGUGCUGAAAACGUAGCCUUGCUCCUGGAGAAUCUAAGUCAAGACGUCUACGCAAAUUUAAUGACGGUUGCCUUCAACGUCCUAUCGAACAUGGUGCCCGAGGACAUAGCGAGGCUGAGACUCUUGAGCCCAGACGAAGACUUGAUCGUUCAAAUGGUAAAAUUCGUAUUCAACUACCUAAAACACCAAAGGCCGUUGGGAGAUCCGAGUCGGGAGACCGACAACGGUGUGAUGGUUGUUCUCGCAGAAUUCUUCCAAAACGGCGUCGUACGCCAAGAAACUAUUUUACACUUAAAGGAUCAGCUUUUAAGAUGGGUCGAUCGUGAAAUGGAUAUAAGGAGACAGGAGUUUCCAAACAAAAAAAGCGUCGUGUGCGCCAAAUGUAACGGAAUCUUAUUUGUGUAAUUUAAAAGUAUAUUUGCUGUCACAAAAUACACAAGGUCUUAAGCGCACUUACUUUUGAUAGUUGUUUAUCCAAAGUAGAAUGAAAGUAUUCAUUAGUAGCCAAAAUAUUUGUAAGAAAUGUAAUGAAAUAUUACAAGGUAUUAUCGCAAGAUACAAUUAUGUACUCUAAUUAAUUGAAACAUAUCACAAAUUUACUAAAAUAAUCUUCGGAUGCCAUUUAUGAAUAUAUUAUUAUGAAUAGUCCAAUAAGCUUAAAAUGUAAAGAUGGUUUUGUCUCAAAAUUUUCCAUUAUUUGUGGUAUAUUUUGCAUAUUUUCUUUUGGAAGAUUAAAAGUUAUCAAGUUGAAAUCAAAAUCAAUCAAUUGUAUUUUUGUAUUAUACUCAUGCGUCUUGAGUCUCUAUGCGUUCCAGUUUUUAACUUAUUUUAUUUCUAAAUAAAAUAUAUUUUAAUGUUAAGAAAAAUAUCCUAUUAGAAUAAUUAUAUUAAUACUUAAUGUACCUAUAUUUUGCCUUAGUUGACUUAAAAGGAAAUCAAAUUGAAGAAAACUCAGAGAAUAGUUUAAGCGAUGCGCUCUAAACGUUCUAAAGUUCUGUUUUUCAGUUGUAUCACGUUUUCAUUGUUAGUUCGCGGUAACCUUGAGCUUGCUCAAAAAAACUGUAAGACAUGUGAAUGUUUAACACGUCGUCGUAAGCGCCGAAUGUCAUUACUUGUUUUGCUGAAUAUCCGUUCGCCUUUCAGACAAUCGGGUAUAGUCCGUACAAAAUAACUUCUCACGCGCCAUAAUACUCCGAGUCAACUGUCAUGUCUAAAGCACGGUUCACCUUUAAAAUAAGGGCUAAAUUCGUGCUUUUGCAUAAGUUAAAAUGGUGCGUGAGCAGUUAAUUUUACCUUUGAUAAAUGUUGAAUAAUAUCUCCAUGUUUUUAAGCAUUAUAAAUUGUGUGAUAGAUUUCAAGAUCUAAUUGAAAUAUCAAACAAGUUCCUGUUCAAAAAAUUAUACGACAAUGCAAAAGCAGUUCGCAGAGUUUUCAACAUAUUUCUGUGUAAAUGUUUCGUCAGUGCAAACUCACAGUAAGAUUGUCCAAUGCGCCUUGCAUAGCGUGUCGCUUACGCGUUUCUGCGAGAAAUAAUUUAUUUGCUUUUUAGAAAAGCAAAGAAAAAUUUGUUUAUUUGUCUAACGUUUAAAAUUUCGUCGGUCGUUUUCACUCGCGUAAUCUAAACCAAGAAUCUGGACGACUCUGUGAUAUGAAUAAUUUACAAAUCAAUGUAUUCAAGUAUAUUUUAUAAGAAUAUUUACCAAAAAAAGUAAAUGUAAAACAGUGCCUUGCACCUUUAAUAUUAUGCACAUUAUUAUAUUGAUUUUUGUUAUGGGCUUUAAAAUUUUUAUGUGAUUGUAGUUUAAUAAUGAAAUUAAAUUUUAUGGUAAAAACA
Maniola jurtina (meadow brown) is the source of this 3734-nucleotide messenger RNA. RefSeq lists its product as uncharacterized. NCBI's taxonomy places the organism in Eukaryota, Metazoa, Arthropoda, Insecta, Lepidoptera, Nymphalidae. The transcript is spliced from 9 exons. The record is from RefSeq and is a predicted model, not a curated record. The coding region runs from base 140 to 2305 and encodes 721 amino acids.